This is a messenger RNA of Papaver somniferum (opium poppy), 2282 nucleotides long. RefSeq names its product alkaline/neutral invertase A, mitochondrial-like. Gene Ontology annotation, molecular function: endo-alpha-N-acetylgalactosaminidase activity; sucrose alpha-glucosidase activity. Gene Ontology annotation, biological process: sucrose catabolic process. Gene Ontology annotation, cellular component: mitochondrion. The transcript has 6 exons. Bases 1 to 2013 code for a protein of 670 amino acids. NCBI's taxonomy places the organism in Eukaryota, Viridiplantae, Streptophyta, Magnoliopsida, Ranunculales, Papaveraceae. The record is from RefSeq and is a predicted model, not a curated record.
AUGAAUCCAAUGGGAAUUUCAACCAUGAAACCAUGCUGUAAAAUCCUAAUCAGUUGUUGUUCAAAAACAUCAUCCUUUUUUGGAUUCUCAAUACCCAAAUCUCAGAAUCCAUCUUCAGUUUUAAGAUCUUAUCGGAAAUUACAUAGUUGUUCUGAUCAUAAUCAUCAUCAACAGAUUGUUGGUAUCAAGCGUUUAAUUUUUCAAAAACCAAUCUCCAAUUCAAGUUGGGGAGGACAAUCUAGGGUUUUUUCAAAUUGUUGCAAUGUUAAUAGGUUUAGGGGGUUUUCUGUAAUUACAAAUGUUGCUUCUGAUAUUAGACACAAUUCAACUUCUUCUUCAGUUGAGGGGCAUGUUAAUGAGAAAGGUUUUGAGAGAAUUUACAUUCAUGGUGGGAUCAAUCUGAACAAGCCAUUAGCAGAAGAUGUAGAAGUGAAGGAUAAACAGGUCAUUAUAGAAGAAGCAGAAGAAAAGCAGAACCCUAGUUUAGAUAAUAGUAGUGUACAAAAUACAGAGAAUGUAAAGAAUUUUAGGAAAAGAGACUUGUCGGAAAUUGAAAAGGAAGCAUGGGAUUUAUUAAGGGAAUCAGUAGUAGAAUAUUGUAAUAGUCCAGUUGGUACUGUUGCAGCUAAUAAUCCUAAUGAUAAAGUACCAUUGAAUUAUGAUCAAGUCUUUAUACGCGAUUUCGUUCCAUCUGCGCUUGCCUUUUUACUUAAAGGAGAUGGAGAAAUUGUUAGGAAUUUCCUUCUUCACACUUUGCAAUUGCAGAGUUGGGAAAAAACGGUGGAUUGCUAUAGCCCUGGGCAAGGGUUGAUGCCAGCAAGCUUUAAAGUUAGAACGGUGCCACUUGAUGGAAAUGCCGGAACAACUGAGGAGGUCUUGGAUCCUGAUUUUGGUGAAUCUGCUAUUGGUCGUGUUGCGCCUGUUGAUUCUGGGUUAUGGUGGAUUAUUUUGCUGCGAGCUUAUGGAAAGAUCACUGGUGACUACUCGUUGCAAGAAAGAGUGGAUAUCCAGACAGGAAUAAAACUGAUUUUGAAUUUAUGUCUAACCGAUGGUUUUGAUAUGUUCCCUACCCUGUUAGUCACUGAUGGCUCCUGCAUGAUAGAUCGAAGAAUGGGUAUCCAUGGCCACCCCCUUGAGAUCCAGGCCUUAUUCUACUCAGCUCUAAGGAGCUCCCGAGAGAUGUUGACAGUUGAUGACGGAUCCAAGAAUCUUGUCCGUGCAGUCAAUAACAGACUAAGUGCAUUGUCUUUUCAUAUCAGAGAGUAUUAUUGGGUGGAUAUGAAGAAGAUCAAUGAGAUAUACCGCUAUAAGACUGAAGAAUACUCUACAGACGCCAUCAACAAGUUCAACAUAUAUCCUGACCAAAUUCCAUGUUGGCUGGUUGAUUGGAUCCCUGAUAGAGGUGGUUAUCUUAUUGGUAAUCUUCAGCCUGCUCAUAUGGAUUUCAGGUUCUUCACACUAGGUAACCUUUGGUCUAUCAUCUCAUCUUUGGGUACUCCAAGACAGAACCAAGGUAUUCUAAACCUGAUGGAGGACAAGUGGGAAGACCUUAUCGGUCAUAUGCCUCUUAAGAUAUGCUACCCUGCUUUGGAGUAUGAUGAAUGGCGGAUAAUCACUGGUAGUGACCCAAAGAAUACACCUUGGUCAUACCAUAAUGGAGGAUCUUGGCCAACACUCAUGUGGCAGUUCACAUUGGCCUGCAUUAAAAUGGGGAGGCCAGGUUUAGCAGAGAAGGCAGUAGCUCUAGCUGAAAAGAGAAUCUCGGAGGACAAAUGGCCAGAAUACUAUGACACUCGAACUGGAAAAUUCAUUGGUAAGCAGUCCCGAUUAUACCAGACAUGGACAAUUGCUGGCUACUUAACAUCGAAGAUGCUCUUGGAGAACCCAGAAAUGGCUUCGUUAUUGACUUGGAACGAGGAUUUAGAGCUCCUUGAAACAUGCAUCUGCGCAUUGACCAACACAUCCAGGAAGAAGUGUUCUCGUCGCGCUGCUAAGUCGCAAAUCUUAAUCUAAGUAUAAUUCACCUUUAUUUUCCACUGUAUAUAUCUCUGAAGUGUCCGAAAUAAAACGAAAUCACAGGAAAAGCAGAAAAUUGUACACUGAUAGAUUACUGAUGCCCCAAUUUUUACAGGGCCUCGUAGUUUAUUUUCUUCUGUUAGAUAUUUUGCUUUUGGUGUUCCAUUCAAAAUUUAGUUAAUAUAGUUUGUAAGCUAAAAAUCAAUGUGUUGGAUAAUACUUUUCUUUGGGAAUUUAUAUGGAAUGAGUUCCAGGUUUUUUUUUCA